AUAAAAAAGUUUCAGCUUUGAAGCAAGGCAGAGAGAGAGAGAGAGAGAGAGAGAGAGAUCAAAGCGACUGAGAGUGGUGUGGAAGCAAAACUACGAUCUGCCGAUUUUUUUUUUUCUCUUUUAACUUUAGAUUUUUUUUGCAACACUCUUCUUCCUUUGAUCGGAGCUUGAACAUUCCGACAAAAGCAAAAAAAGACUUGAUCUUUUAGCUGUUUUGAGGGAUUUCAUCUAAUCUGCCCUCUGCUGUAGAGAGAGAUUAGGGGGGUCUAUCAAUGGAGCGGUACGGUCGCCCCGGUGAAGAAGGGUCGCGAUCGGAUCCAUCUCUUGAAUGGACCUCUCAUGGAGGCGACACCGGACUUGAAACUUCUAUGUGGCGGUUAGGGUUGAGCGGCGGCGGUGGUGGUGGUGGUGGAGGAGGAGGAGAACCGUACCCGGAGAGACCUGACGAGCCUGAUUGUAUUUAUUACAUGAGAACCGGUGUUUGCGGUUACGGGUCAAGAUGUCGGUUUAAUCACCCUCGAGAUCGUGGAGCGGUGAUUGGAGGAGGUGUUAGAGGAGAAGCUGGAGCUUUACCUGAGAGGAUGGGACAUCCGGUUUGUCAGCAUUUUAUGCGAACGGGAACGUGUAAAUUCGGAGCUUCUUGCAAGUAUCAUCAUCCUAGGCAAGGAGGAAGUGGUUCCGUUGCGCCUGUCUCGCUAAGUUAUUUGGGAUUUCCAUUACGUCAGGGAGAGAAAGAGUGUUCUUACUACAUGAGAACCGGUCAGUGUAAAUUUGGUUUGACUUGUAGAUUUAACCAUCCCGUGCCACUCGCUGUACAAGGUCCACCUCAGCCGCAACAGCCACAGCCACAGCCACAGCCACAGCUGCAGACUAUUUAUCCGACACUUCAGUCUCAGUCCGUUCCUUCGUCUCAACAAUAUGGGUUAGUUUUGACAAGGCCAUCUCUUAUACCUGGUCCGUAUCUUCAAAGCCCUUACGGUCCUCCAAUGGUUCUGCCUCCGGGAAUGGUUCCAUACCCUGGUUGGCAUCCUUACCAGGCUUCUGUAAGUGCAAUGCCUUCCCCUGGAACUCAACCCUCUAUUGGAUCGAGCUCUGUUUAUGGAAUUGCGCCGUUAUCUCCUUCGGCGACUGUAUAUACAGGUCCAUAUCAAUCAGGACCUUCUUCAAAUACCUCAAAAGAAUUUCCUCAGCGACCUGAUCAACCAGAGUGUCAAUACUUCAUGCGAACUGGUGACUGUAAAUUUGGAUCCUCGUGCCGAUACCAUCAUCCUGUAGAUGCAGUUCCACCUAAAACAGGCCUUGUCCUCAGCUCCAUUGGCCUUCCACUUCGUCCCGGCGUAGCGCAAUGCACACACUUUACUCAAAAUGGAAUCUGCAAAUUUGGACCGGCGUGCAAGUUUGAUCACUCGAUGAGUUCUUCGCUUAGCUACAGCCCGUCUGCAUCUUCACUAACCGACAUGCCUGUGGCUCCAUACCCGAUUAGAUCAUCGUCGCUCAGCGGCUCAUCAGCUCCAGCAAGCUCAAGCAAUGAACCCACCACAGAGGCUGCCACUGCUGCAGUUUCCUCUUCAAUAGUCAGUAGCUUGAGCCGUCCAGAGCCAGCUGAAACAAGUGGUGACUCGGCCAGCGUCAGUGGCAGCACAGAAGCUAAGACUUCAAGUUAAAAAAACAAAAGAACAAAAAAAAGAGAGGAAAAAUAUCCUCAAUUCUUCAUGAACUAAGCAACAUUAAGAAAAAAAGAGAAAAGAAGAUUAUUUUUGGGGUCUGAGAUUUGUUGGAAGCAGAGAGACCAAAGCUUCUGUCAUUGACCAUUUGUCCAUAUAUAAUAUUCUCUCAUACGGCCAUCUCUCUCUCUCUCUCCCUCUCUCUCUCUCUCUCUCUCUCUCUCUUGUUUUUUCUUCUUGAAAAACGAUUAAUAAAUGGCCUUAUUCAAGCUAUACUACAUUCGAUUCAUGACAA
This is a messenger RNA of Camelina sativa (false flax), 1959 nucleotides long. Its product is annotated as zinc finger CCCH domain-containing protein 34. The record is from RefSeq and is a predicted model, not a curated record. Lineage: Eukaryota; Viridiplantae; Streptophyta; Magnoliopsida; Brassicales; Brassicaceae. Gene Ontology annotation, molecular function: mRNA binding; metal ion binding.